ACAAGUUGAGAAACAGUCAUAAGAGUCGUAAGAGUCCCUGAGGCGGGGUUGGUAAAGCAUCUAAACUAUGCCGCUGCGUUUCUCGGCUUCCGUAGAUGAAUGAGUUUAUGUGUGUAAACGUUAGUAUAUCUUUUGUGUGUUAUCUACAUAGAUAUAAAGUAUUUUGGUGUCGAUUCACAUACAAGAGCGGCGAAGCAGUGUUUUGGCAGUUGUGUUUCGGCUGUGCUCGCAAGUGGCUGAGGGAAGACAGAACCAUCGAAAAGAACCUGGAAGUGAAAAAGUGCUGUGAAUUAAAUAUUUCGCCGCCUCUUAUAGAGCAAUACAUUCGCGAGUUUAAUAAAUUGAAGUUUGUAUAAACACACAAAGGCGGGCGGUUGCAUAAAACAAUUGAUAUUUUCAUUAAUAGUUAAACACGUGCUAAGUAAAUGGUAUACACGUUUCUGGAACUGCUCUUUAAUUAAGUAAGCUAUUGCUAUUAAUUUGGGACAGCCAACAGGCGGGUGGCGGAGACCACUAGAUUACUUAUCGUACGCAAAUUUGUUCCAUACCCGCAAAGGGCGCUUUUUCAUAGUCGCUAUCUGAGCUUUUGACAACGCAGCUAUUGUUUUUGGUGGCGCUCGCUAUUCAAUAAAACCAAACAAACAAAAAAACAAACAUUCAUUUAUUGUUUUUAUUGUUUUUAUUGUUUUGUUUUAUUGUUAUUGUUUUAAUUAAUAUUUUAAAUUGAAAUUGCGCUAGUUAUUGUCAAGUGUGGCAUCGGAGAUCUGGACAAACAAACAAAAAUGAGUUACGAUGACGUCUUGAGUCACUUGGGAGGUUUUGGCAAAUAUCAGCGCAUCAUUUAUUUUCUCAUCUGUCUCACGUCCAUCACAUGCGCGUUUCAUAAAUUAGCCGGUGUUUUUCUGCUCGCGAAACCAGAUUUUCGCUGUGUGCUGCCAUUUGAAGAUGCGGUCAACGCCACGUACGAUUUGCCGGCAACAGUUUGGAAUAUUUCGUAUCCGCCAAAUUUGCUUGGUAACAAAUUGCAGACAUGCGAGUACUACAAUGCAGAGUACACAACAGAUUACUUGAACGGUACCACGCCGAACAAGGCCAAUGGGACAACAACGUGUAAUGCUUAUGUGUACGACAAGUCGAAGUACUUGAAUAGCGCAGUGACUGAAUGGAACAUGGUUUGCAAUCGCAGUUUCUUGGCCGCCACAAGUGAUGCCAUGUUCAUGUUGGGUGUGUUGUUGGGCAGCAUUGUAUUUGGACAAUUAUCAGAUAAAUAUGGACGUAAGCCUAUAUUUUUUGCUUCGCUAGUUAUCCAAGUUAUAUUUGGUAUUUUGGCUGGUUUGGCACCAGAAUAUUUGACAUAUACUGUAUCCCGUCUAAUUGUUGGAGCUACGACUUCAGGCGUAUUUUUGGUUGCUUAUGUCAUAGCUAUGGAAAUGGUUGGUCCGUCAAAACGUAUAUUUGCUGGCAUUUUCGUCAUGAUGUUCUUUUCUGUGGGUUUCAUGCUAACUGCCGUUUUUGCAUACUUUGUUCACGACUGGCGUUGGUUUCAGAUAGCACUUACACUGCCGGGUCUGGUAUUCAUGUGCUAUUAUUGGGUUAUACCAGAGUCUGCCCGUUGGCUGUUAUCUAAAGGACGCAAAGAUGAAGCUAUAAAAAUUAUGGAGAAAGCAGCAAAAUUUAACAAAUUGACUGUACCGCGUGAAAUUUACGACAAUCUGUUAGAGGUGGAUAGUACAGAGAAACAACAAUUGGAAGCUGAAGUGAACAAAGAAAAAACACCAGAUGUAUUUGAUUUACUGAAGUAUCCAAAUUUAAGACGUAAAACUCUGUUAAUAUUUUUUGAUUGGUUCGUGAAUAGUGGCACCUACUAUGGACUCUCUUGGAACACCAGCAAUUUGGGUGAUAAUGAUUUACUGAAUUUUGCCAUAUCAGGCGCAGUUGAGAUACCUGCCUAUAUUUUCUUGCUACUAACUUUAAAUAGAUGGGGACGACGUACAAUACUUUGUGGAAGUAUGUUAGUGGCUGGGUUAGGGUUACUCUCAACGCUUAUAGUGCCUGUUAAUAUGAACUGGUUGAUAAUAGCUUUUGCGAUGUUAGGCAAACUAGCCAUAACUGCUUCCUAUGGCACAAUUUAUAUAUUUUCUGCUGAACAAUUUCCCACCGUGGUACGUAAUGUGGGUUUGGGCGCUUCUUCAAUGGUAGCCCGUAUUGGGGGCAUUCUGGCGCCCUUCUUCAAUAUGUUAGCUGAAAUUUAUAAGCCGCUGCCGUUAAUUAUAUUUGGUGCCAUGGCGUUUAUAGGCGGCUUACUGUCUCUGUACCUGCCUGAAACACACAACAAACCCACUUUGGAAACGAUUGCCGAGGGCGAAAAGUUUGGCAAAAACGCUAAAGCUUGUGACUACGUAGAGAAUGGCAAGGAGAUGCAAGUAAAAGGUGACAUACUGGAAACCAUUCCGCUAAAUGGACAUUCCAUGAACGAACAAAAAGAUUAAUAAGAAUUAUUAGACAUUAAUUUACUAAUUUUAACUUGUCAAUGUAUUAGUGUACUUAAUAUUUAUACUCUCUGUACUUUUUAUGUGUGUGUAAGUUAAUUUGCGCUUCAAAAAUGAUGAAUCACCCAAAUUCGUAGAAAUCCAAAAAUAUUCGAAUAUGCGUACUUAACCGGUAGUAACUUUUAGUAUUUCUAUGCCAAAAAAGU
Molecule: messenger RNA, 2695 nt
Organism: Teleopsis dalmanni
Lineage: Eukaryota; Metazoa; Arthropoda; Insecta; Diptera; Diopsidae
Product: organic cation transporter protein-like
Exons: 1
Coding region: 783-2489 (568 amino acids)
Biological process (GO): transmembrane transport
Cellular component (GO): membrane
Molecular function (GO): transmembrane transporter activity
Source: RefSeq, a predicted model, not a curated record